This is a messenger RNA of Pogoniulus pusillus (Red-fronted tinkerbird), 2232 nucleotides long. Its product is annotated as protein-glutamine gamma-glutamyltransferase 6-like. The transcript has 14 exons. The record is from RefSeq and is a predicted model, not a curated record. Gene Ontology annotation, molecular function: protein-glutamine gamma-glutamyltransferase activity. The coding region runs from base 1 to 2232 and encodes 743 amino acids. Lineage: Eukaryota; Metazoa; Chordata; Aves; Piciformes; Lybiidae. Gene Ontology annotation, biological process: peptide cross-linking. Gene Ontology annotation, cellular component: cytoplasm.
AUGGAGACAGAGCAGAAUGCAGCAACAGACAAGGCUGACGCAAGCCAGAACGCAGAGCUGAACUACUCAAGUGUGGAGGAGAAGAAAGAAACCUUAUGGCAGGCUGAGGGAACAGUGUUUGCAGUAACCUCUCCUUGUCUCUUCCUAGCCCUGAAAGUAGCAAAUGUCAACUGGCAAACCAAGCUGAACAAAGCUGCUCACCACACCUCCGACUACAGCAGCAGGGAGGCAAUCCUGAGGAGAGGUCAGGCCUUCAGCAUCACUCUGAACCUCAAAGGCACAGCACAGGCUGGGGAAGACUUCACCUUUGUUGCAAGCACAGGACCAUCGCCAUCAGAAUCACAGCAGACCAAGGCCAUAUUUAGCCUUUCUGAGGAGGAUGCCAGUGGCUGGAGUGCAGCCCAGGAGCCCAGUGAGCCUGGCUGCAUGACCUUCACCAUAGCCAGCCCAGCCAACGCUGUCGUGGGGCGAUACAAGCUCAAGCUGCAGACGGUUUCUGGGAACAAGGUCUCCUCAGUGCCCCUGGGACACUUUGUGCUGCUCUUCAAUCCCUGGUGCCCAAAAGAUGAAGUCUACAUGGCCAGUGAGAAGGAGCGCAGGGAGUAUGUCCUGAAUGACAGUGGCAUCAUAUUCCAGGGGCUGGACAAGUGCAUUGAGCAAGAAGCUUGGGACUAUGGACAGUUCGAAGAGGGCAUCCUUGAUAUCUCUCUGGCUAUACUGGACCGAAGCCUGAACCACCGCCAGGACCCAGCUGCUGACGUCUCCAGCCGCAGCAGUCCUGUCUACGUGAGCAGAGUUGUCAGUGCCAUGGUUAACAGCAACGACGAGAAAGGAGUAGUGGAAGGGAAGUGGAGUGGGAAGUUCCGCCGGGGAACCAACCCCCUGCAGUGGAGCGGGAGCGUCGCCAUCCUGCGGCAGUGGCACCGCAGGCGGUGCAGACCUGUCCGCUACGGCCAGUGCUGGGUCUUUGCGGGAGUGAUGUGCACAGUUCUGAGAUCCCUGGGAAUACCUACUCGUGUCAUUACAAACUUCAACUCUGCCCACGACAGGAACAUAAACCUGAGUAUUGAUAAGUACAUCGAUGCUUCUGGGAAGACCUUGGACCUGAGUGAAGACAGUGUGUGGAAUUUCCACGUGUGGAACGAAUGCUGGUUCACCAGAAGAGACCUUGGUUCUUUCUAUGAUGGAUGGCAGGUUCUGGAUGCAACACCCCAGGAGAGAAGCAAAGGCAUAUACCAGUGUGGCCCUGCCUCCACCAGAGCCAUUAAGGAAGGGGAUGUGAACCUGGACUACGACAGCCCCUUUGUGUUCGCAGCUGUGAAUGCUGACUACGUCACCUGGAUCCACCACAGCAGGAAAAGGAGAGAGAGAAUUUACUCUGACACCAGGAGGAUUGGGAAAUUCAUCAGCACCAAAGCAGUGGGCACCAAUGCCCGCGUGGACGUCACUGCCAGCUACAAAUACCCAGAAGGGUCCCUCAAGGAAAGAAGAGUGUACAAGAAAGCUCUGAGGCUGCUGGGUGUGAGCAGCACUGGCAGGAGAAGACGGAGAAGACGACCAAAGAGGGCCCAGCCUGCGCGGAAGCCUGGCAUCUCAGGGAAGCUGCUCCUCGGUGCCCCUCCUGUCACAGGCCAGGACAUCCUCCUGACCUUGGCACUCAGGAACUUGAGCUCGGACUUCAAGAGCAUCAAGGUUAAGCUGAGGGCUUCAGCCGUUCUCUACACCAGGAAACCCAAGGCAGAGAUUUUGCAGCUGUCCAGGUCUGUCCAGCUUGGCUCUGAAGAAGCCAAAGAGAUCUCCUUCACCAUCUCCUAUGCCCAGUACAAAGACUCUCUGAAGGAAGACAGGAAGAUCCUAGUGACAGCUCUGUGUGAAAGCAAGCAGGGAGCCUCACUUCUGGUGGAAAAGGACAUUGUACUCCAGAACCCUUUCCUCACCAUCCAGGUCCUGGGCCCAGCAGUGGUACACAAGGCUGUUGAUGUGGAGGUGACCUUCACCAACCCCCUGGCCGAGGCUGUGACUGACUGCGUGCUGAGAGCAGAAGGCAGUGGCCUGCUCAAAGAGCAGCUCAGGAUCAGCGUGGCGAGCAUGGCUCCCCUGGAGAGCACCACAGUCCACUUUGAAAUAGUUCCCUACAAAAGUGGCAUCAGGCAGCUUCAGGUGGACUUAGUUUGCAUCCACUUUUCAGACAUCAAGGGAUUUGUGAUGCUUGAUGUGGCCCCUGCUCACUGA